Messenger RNA from Ictalurus punctatus (channel catfish), 4336 nucleotides. RefSeq names its product adhesion G protein-coupled receptor E2. Gene Ontology annotation, cellular component: membrane. The record is from RefSeq and is a predicted model, not a curated record. Gene Ontology annotation, molecular function: calcium ion binding; G protein-coupled receptor activity. The transcript is spliced from 19 exons. Gene Ontology annotation, biological process: adenylate cyclase-activating G protein-coupled receptor signaling pathway; cell surface receptor signaling pathway. Bases 225 to 2567 code for a protein of 780 amino acids. Lineage: Eukaryota; Metazoa; Chordata; Actinopteri; Siluriformes; Ictaluridae.
CCCUCCUCUUUUCAUUUCAGCAUUUCAGACAGUAAGAUAUACAUAGAGUUAGGCAAGCGCUGGAGAACCUUGUGCUAUUUUGUUGUCUUUCGUGUGUGUUAACAUUGCACUGGUAGACAAAAAUAACUAGUAGUGAUUGUGUAAUCCUUUAUUUUAAUGACUGAGAGCAGGUUUUAAUCAGUGGUCAGUGUGUUCACUCUGGACUUGUUUUAUUUCUGCUCACCAUGAGGUGCCUGUAUCUGCUGUUUCUGGGUGUUCUGUUAGCCGAACUGAACGAUGAGACUGCUGCAGUAACAUGUGCUCCUGGACAAAAAUCUUCAGACAUGUCCUGUAUAGAUGAAGACGAGUGUGAGGACGAGCCAUGUGGUAAGAGUGCAACUUGCGUCAACACACAAGGCAGCUACUACUGUCAGUGUGUAACGGGGUUCUGGAUAAAUAAAGACAAAGUUAAUUUCACUGGAGAGGAAGGUGUAGAAUGCAAAGACAUUAAUGAAUGUCGGGAAUUGAACAACAUCUGUGGCCCUAAUACUGACUGCAGUAACUCCGCUGGUUCCUUUUACUGCACGUGUCGUUCGGGUUUUAUGGCCAGCAACGGACAGGAGCGGUUUAAUGCAAGCCAAAGUGUUACAUGCAAAGACAUCGACGAGUGUCUUAACAAGGGCAUCUGUGGCCCUAAUGCUGAGUGCAGUAACACAAACGGCUCCUAUUACUGCACGUGUCUUUCUGGUUUUAUGGCCAGCAACAGACAGGAGCGGUUUGAUGCAAGCCAAAGUGUUACAUGCAACGACAUCGACGAGUGUCUUAACAAGAGCAUCUGUGGCCCUAAUGCUGAGUGCAGUAACACAAACAGCUCCUAUUACUGCACGUGUCUUUCUGGCUUUGUCGCCAGCAACGGACGGGAGCGGUUUAAUGCAAGCCAAAAUGUUAAAUGCAACGAACUGGACUGUAACAGACUUCACAGUGGAAGCCUAUCUGGGCAGAUCGAUUCCGAGCUGAAGCAGAUUCUGACAGAGUUGAGUAGCACAUGCAAGCAAAAGGGAGCGACUGGAGAGGCCAUGUUACAGAUUCUCACUGAGGCUUUAGAAGGCUUUCUUUCAAGAGCGCCUUUAACAGAUAACAAGAUCAUUACAGCACUGUUUGAAGUGGUUGAAAACACACUGCCGCUGAUUGGACAGCUGCUGGUUAGGAGCUAUAUCAACCAAUCAUCUCCUUACACACGAGUCGAGAUGGUGACCCAAAGAAGACCGACCGCCCCACGUGGUCCAUUUUCUUUGUCCACAAACGAUGUGCAAUUCACCAGCCACUGGGAAACAGCAACGGGAGAUUCAUACCUGGGAUUUACCUCUGCGUCCCUGUUCGAGUACAAGAGUUUUGGAAGUGCACACAUCAACAGCUCAGACAGUGGGGGAAAAAUCUCCGCAGGUCAAUACCAGCUCAACUCCAAAGUAGUGACGAUAGCAGUCACAAACCCAAACACGGCUCAUCUGGAGAAACCGAUCACGCUCAACUUCUCUCACCUGCAGGAAGCGGUGAGGAGUAUAUCCUGUGUGUUCUGGGACUCGAAGCUGGAAGGUGGAGCGUGGUCUACUCAAGGAUGCAGUGUGGUCCAGUCCAGCACCUAUAACACCGUCUGCUCAUGCUCACACCUCAGCAGCUUCGCUGUGCUAAUGGCGCUCUAUGAGAUGGAGAAUGUGUUUGAGCUACAGCUGAUCACCUGGAUUGGACUCUCCCUGUCUCUAAUCUGCCUCCUCAUCUGCAUACUGACCUUCUGGCUGGUCCGUGCCAUCCAAAGCACCCGCACCACCAUCCACCUGCACCUCUGCAUCAGCCUCUUCCUCGCAGACUUCAUCUUCCUCGUCGGCAUCAGCCAAACGGACAACAAGGUGGGAUGUGGGGUGGUGGCGGGUCUGCUGCACUUCUUCUUCCUCGCUGUGUUCUGCUGGAUGUGUCUGGAGGGCGUGCAGCUUUUCCGCAUGGUGGUGCUGGUGUUCCACACCACUCUGAGUCGUGGCUACCUGAUGGCCGCCGGUUACGGAGUCCCCGCCCUCAUCAUUAUCGUAUCAGCCAGCGUCAAUUACAGCGGAUAUGGCACAUCACGCUACUGUUGGCUCAGUCUGGAGAACGGUUUCAUCUGGAGCUUCUUCGGCCCUGUUUGUGUCAUAAUCGUUGUGAAUGCAGUCUUCUUUCUGAUAACAGUAUCGAGGUUGGCGCAGAAAUUCAACUCCCUCAACCCUGACUUAAGCAACCUGAAAAAAAUCAGGACAUUCACAAUCACUGCCAUUGCUCAGCUGUGUGUGCUCGGCACCAUGUGGAUCUUUGGCUGUUUUCAGUUUGAUGAAGGAACGUUGGUCAUGUCCUACAUCUUCACUAUCCUCAACAGCUUGCAGGGGGUGCUGGUGUUCAUCAUGCACUGUCUGCUCUCCAAACAGGUGAGAGACGAGUACAUCCGAUUCCUGACCUGUCUGACUAUAAAACAGAAGAGGUCAUACUCCGAGUUCAGCACAAACCAGUCCAGCAAAUCCCAGGUGACCAAAAGCGUUCAGACCACAGGAGAGUUGCCCCUCUGAAGCGUACACACCUCGGGCAGCGCUACCUCGUGCGCGCCUUGGCCGAAUUCACUGCGAUGAUGCUCACGUUCAGCACAAGCUCAUCUGUUGAAUUAGCUGCUUUCUGAUUCUGCUGUUGUGUGUUGUUGUUUUGUUACAGAAAAACCCCUGCAAGUACAAAUCCAAGUCGAGUCUGACGUUAGCAGAUCGCAAGUCUAAUUAACCUCAGGCUCAAUUUGUAGUGCAAGUCAGUACAAAACAAUAUUCUGCUCCUCAAGUCCUGCUCUGGUUCCGGUGAUGUAGGUUGCAGAAGCAUACUACACACAAGGACUUACUGUUACUGUUGAUUAUUUUCCUAUUGCAGCAUGGUAAAGUGCUUUAUUCCUCUAAUUCAGCAGCAAAUUGUCAAUGACUACAAUAUUUCAUUUAUUAACGAAUAACACGUCAGCGUGUUUCAUUUAUUAACGAAUAACACGUCAUUUAACGUCGAGGAAGAUCUACGAAACAAGUUAGUAAGUUAAUAUAGCAGCUAUAAACAUUCGUUCCCUCACAACUUUCGUUUCACGUUUUGAUGCACGUUUUGAUGUCGUCACGUGACGCAUCACGGCCCGAGUCUGCAGAAAAUCUGCCGUCGUUUUGAAAAAUUGACAGAAACUCCUCCGAAUAUCGCGGCGUUUCCUUGAUUUCGCAAUUCAUUUAAAAUCCUGGAGCGACUGCAUAUAGAGCGUCUGCCAUACAGGUCUUUGUAUAUGUUGUUACUAUAAACAAUAAGGCAUUCAAGUAAUCAACACCGUCCGACCAAUCAGAAUUGAGAGCUCGACGAGCAUGCAAAAAAAUGAAAUAUUUAUUUACAGAGCGUAGUUACGAAAGGUUACAAUAAAUCACAGGACCGGAGUGCUCGAUCACAGAUACGUGCCUCAAAUUGAUCAGCACACUGUGUGUGUGUGUGUGUGUGUGUGUGUGUGUGUGUGUGUGUGUGUGUGUGUGUGUGUGUGUGUGUGUGUGUGUGUGUGUGCGUGCUGCAGGAAAGACCAACAGUCUACAAUUACAAUCAAGCAAAUAAGGAUCGACCUCAUACGAUCGCUUUCAAACGUCUUUAAAGAGAUACGAAAAGAAAAACACCUUUCUGUCUCCAGAGCGCAUCACUACUGAACCUCAGUAGUACUGACUGAAUCAGUUUAGUGAUGGUGAAAGUUGUUUUAGCUUAAAAGCAACAGAUUAAAGAGUUGAAAUGAGGAAUGGAACGUCUUCAUUAGUAUUAGAACAUUUCCGAACAUUAUUAGUGUCCCAGGCUUAAUUUCAAAGGGUAGAUGCAGGCCACAAUGUAAAACCCUUAGCAAAUGUAUUUAUAAGUGGGUGUAUUUUUUUUUAUGAUGUACACAAUUUUAAAUGAAUUUUAAAUGAAUUUAUUGUAAUAUUUAAUGCUGAGCUUUAAUUAUUUGAAAGCUACUUUGGUAUACUUUUUUUUAUGCAAUACUGUUAGAAUGAAUGCUAAGAAUAAUACUUCUGAUCUAUAAAACACAGCUUUCAAGGAUUUAAUUUUAUAUUGUUAUUAAAAUAUUCUGUUUGAAUAUUGCAAUGUAAAUGAUUACCUAUCUGGUGUUAUGGCACUUUAUUGCGAGAGGAAUGAAAAUGAAUGUAUGAGCUGGUGGUAGCUUCAGGUGUAAUGUAAAGACAUGUUUCUAGCUGCAUUUUAUCAGGUACAUUUUGUUCCAUUCCGCUCUCCUUCAAACAAAAAUAAAUAAUAUGCUUUAAAAAAAAUAAAAAUUAGAAAAAACCUCUGCAGUGCA